AACCUUGAACAGUCGAGGUCAAUUUUGUCAAUGAACUUGACUCUUAUUUAUUUUUGUAAAUUGUGAUAAAUUAAAUUAACCUUAUAUUGAAUUUCUUCAUGGUAAAAAAUUACACAAAUUAAAGUUUAAUUUUUUUUUUUUUUUUUUUUUUAAAAAUAAUCCAACAUUUUUCUAACGAGAUGACGUUGAUAAUAAUCCCAGUAAUUUUACUGGUGAUUAAUCUCAGUAUUUCUGGAAUAAAAGCUGACACAAGAUUUUUCACAACAAAUAAUCAUCAAUAUGAAAAUAAUAUUAAUCAAAAAUCACGUGCAAUAUAUCGUCUUGAUAGUAAUAAUGAUGAUAAAAUAAUACGUGAUACAUUAAAAUCAAAUGCUGAUAAACGUAAUUCAUUUAUUGAAUCAUCAACAUAUGAUACAGAUGUAUUAAAUAAAUUUCUUGAUGAAUAUGCUAAUAAAAUAAAACCAACAACUGAUAAUAAUCGUGAUACAAUUAAAUCAUCAAUUGUAUCAUCAUUAGAAAUUAAAAAUAAAGAUGAAAAUAAUGAUAAAUCAAUGAAACCAACAACUGAAAGUAUAUUAUCUGAAAGUGGUAGUGUAAUAGAAGGACAACAGGAUUUAAAUGAUACAGCAAAGAGAAAUAAAUUUUACAAUGGACCAUCAGAUGAUAGAAAUGGCUGGGUCACAUUGGAAGCAGUACCUUGGUCUAAAAGUAAAAUAUCAAAGUGGCAAGCAAAUCCAAGUUCUCAUCGACCAUGGCCAGAAACAACAAAAUGGGAUAAACCAAAUGGUGCUAAACCUUGGCAGUCUGAUUAUCCACCGCGACCACAAUAUCAAAAUAACAAACCAUGGUAUGACAAACCAGCAAAACCUCAAUGGCAAGAUUACGAUCAAGAUAGACCAAAACCUCCAACUAGACCAUCAUCAUCAUAUUUUAAUGACAGAUAUGAUGUAAAUCCAAGUCAAGCACAAAAAUGGCCACCAGAAAGACCAAAUUCAGCAUGGGAAAAUUUUUCAGAAUCACACAGACCAACAAGUGACAUUAUAACUGACAAUAGACCAUCAAAUUUUCCAUCAAAUAGUAAUUGGAACCAAUAUGAUCAACCACCAAAACCAUCAUCAUUUCCAUCUUCAUCAUUCAACGACAGAUAUCAAGAUGAGACAACAAAUGAUUGGCCAAGCAAUAAUAACAAUAAUUAUCAUAAUAAUAGAUAUGAAAAUAUAAAAGAUAAACCAUCAUAUUCAAAACCACAUAAUCGUCCAUUUUAUUCAAAUUAUGAAUAUGAAAAUCAUCAUCCACCAUCACAUCCAUCAAGUGGUGAUGGUGAAUGGGUUCUAUUAUCAACAAAUCGUGGAUAUGCUAAAUCACGUCAAAGAUCAAUGAAUUUUGAUAAUGAUAAUGAUAAAUUUAAAACAAUGAAUACAUCAAGUAUUUUUAAACUUGGAAAAAAAAAUAAUGAUGAUGAUGGUGAUGCACCUGAUACAGCAAUACCUUCAAUGACAUCCAAACGACAGGUGAGGUUGACUGUUUUGCCGUCCAUUAAUGGAACCAACACAACAACAUCACAUGGUGGACUAUUGGAAGUUGAAGAGACAUUCAAGACUGUUGAUCAAAGCCAACGUGAAUUUGAAGAAGCACAAAAAUUAAUCAAGACACCAAUGAUUAUCAGGAAAAAACCAUUGAAAAAUUCAUUAGUUAUUAAUAAUAAUAAUAAACCAUCAAAUUCAGCUGUUCUUGCUGCUGUUGGUGCUGGUAUGUUGCCAGCAACAAUGGCCAUGGUUCUUCCAUUGAUGCUUGGACGAAAAAAACGUUCAAUUAAAAUUAAUUUAAACGAAAAUAAUUAUCAAAAUGUUAGAUACUAAAAAAAUGUCAUUUGUUAUGAUUUUAUAUUUUUUUGUUUU
This is a messenger RNA of Aphidius gifuensis, 1898 nucleotides long. RefSeq lists its product as uncharacterized. NCBI's taxonomy places the organism in Eukaryota, Metazoa, Arthropoda, Insecta, Hymenoptera, Braconidae. The transcript is spliced from 5 exons. The coding region runs from base 180 to 1859 and encodes 559 amino acids. The record is from RefSeq and is a predicted model, not a curated record.